AUGCUUGAAGGUCGCGAGAAUGAACAAACAACACGAAGAAUGAAAUACAAUGGAAACAAGUCUCGCUCUAAGCAUUUGGAGUCCUUUCACGAGCAGAUGGAUUUACAAUUUCUUAAUGUAAUUAGCGAAUUUGUCCACAGCAAUCAAUUAAUCAAUUUAACUACUGCUGCCAAUUUUCCACCUUGUUUUUACCUCGACAGUUUCAUUCGAGUUCUUCCUAUCCACACAUAUUUAUGUGCUUUGGCGUUUAAUGAGAGCGAUGAAAGAAAACUUGAUUUCUUUCAUCUUAAGAAAACAUCUUGCACGACCGACAUGUUUAUUAGCAAUGAAGUUAUGUUAAUUUUCAUGGACACUGACUGUUUGAUCGGAAAAUCUUUAAGUUUCUCAAACUUGAAACCAUGCGGCUUCAUUAAGUUAAAGUCAAUGAAUGUUUGCAUCGCUGAAAGGUUUGCACUUCAUUGCUUUCUCAUUUGA
This is a messenger RNA of Clunio marinus, 474 nucleotides long. The record is from the annotation of a GenBank genome assembly. NCBI's taxonomy places the organism in Eukaryota, Metazoa, Arthropoda, Insecta, Diptera, Chironomidae.